This is a messenger RNA of Amaranthus tricolor (Joseph's coat), 1254 nucleotides long. RefSeq names its product putative disease resistance protein RGA3. The record is from RefSeq and is a predicted model, not a curated record. Gene Ontology annotation, molecular function: ADP binding. NCBI's taxonomy places the organism in Eukaryota, Viridiplantae, Streptophyta, Magnoliopsida, Caryophyllales, Amaranthaceae. Gene Ontology annotation, biological process: defense response to other organism. The coding region runs from base 1 to 1254 and encodes 417 amino acids. The transcript has 3 exons.
AUGAAAUCUGAUGGUAGUCUUACCAAAAAGAUGCGCCUUUUCAUUAAUAGCUAUAACCCACUUGGGAUCCCUUACAAGAUGUCUAAAGGGGUUAAGAAGAUUAGGAAGAGGUUGGAUGCCAUUGCUUACAACAAGCAGCUUUUGUUCGAACAUGAUCCUAAGUCGAUUAGAGAUCGAAGGCCUGAGACUUGUUCUUACAUACAUGAAAAUGAAAUUAUUGGAAGAGAAACAGUGUUGAAGGAAAUUGUCGAUAUGCUGCUUGAUUUGGAUGCUCAAAAUAAGGUUUCUUGGCUAAGUAUUGUGGUUUAUGGGAGGAAGCGACUAGAUGUGGUGACGGUUCUUCGUAAGAUUCUAACAUCGGCAAGUACUAGCAACAAUUUUGAUAUGAGUUCUAGCUUGGAUUGUGUACAGAUCCAACUCCGGGAACAACUUGCUGGCAAGAAAUGUUUGCUUGUGUUGGAUGAUGUAUGGACAGAAGAUCGAGUUCAAUGGAGAUGGUCGAAUGUACAAGCUACAAGCCUACAAGGCUUGUUGGAUGAGAAUUCGUGGAAAUUGUUUAAAAAGGUAGCAUUUGGAUCGGAUACAACAAACCCUCCUGAUGAUUUGGUUGAGAUUGGCCAGGAAAUAGUUGAUAGAUGUGCUCGAGUCCCUCUUGCAAUAAAAGUGAUAAGAAGUCUUUUAUUUGGACAAGAUAAUAGCAAGUGGGAGUUGGUUCGAAAGAUUGGUUUAGCCAACAUUAUGGUGGGUGAAAACAACAAUAUUAUGCCCAUUUUGAAGAUGAGUUGCCAUCAUCUUGAGCACCCAUUGAAAAGUUUUUUUAGUUAUUGUGCGAUAUAUCCCCAGGAUUAUGCGAUUGAAAAGGAGACGUUGAAAAGAUUGUGGAUGGCGCAAGGUUAUGUAGUUCCAAGAUACGCAGGUCAGAGCAUUGAAGAUGCGAGUGAGGAGUAUUUUUGUGCUUUGUUGAAGAGGUGCUUUUUUCAAGACAUACUAAGAGGUGAAGCCGGUGAGAUUUGGUUCGUUAAGAUACACGAUCUCAUGCAUGAUAUCGCUCAAAGUGUUUCAAAACACGAGAUUUAUACAGCAGCAACUAUUAGUGACAACUUGGAUAUCAAUGUUUAUCGUCAUCUAUCAACUUACAACAACGGAAAGUUUAGCAAAUACUUGGUGGUUGAGAACCAUCUGCGGUCAUUUCUUCAUGCUGAUGGUGAACUCGGUGACAAUAACUUGGAGGCACUCGUGGGAAGUUGCCGGUAA